Vairimorpha ceranae is the source of this 648-nucleotide messenger RNA. RefSeq names its product bem1 bud5 suppressor. The record is from RefSeq and is a predicted model, not a curated record. The transcript has a single exon. Bases 1 to 648 code for a protein of 215 amino acids. NCBI's taxonomy places the organism in Eukaryota, Fungi, Microsporidia, Nosematidae.
AUGUUUAAAACGUUUUCUUACUACAAAAUUCCAAUUUACGAGACUUACAAAAAAAUAGACCUAUUUUUUAUAGACAAAAAAUCAGAAACUGAUAUUGUAUUUUGCCAUGGUUCUAUAAUAUCUGGCAAGACUUAUAAAAGAUUACUUGAUAAAAUGGCAGAAAAUACUGGUUGUAACGUUAUAAGCUUCAAUAUACGAGGCAUGUUCAACAAAAGAGGCGUGCCAUCAGAAAAAAGUAUAAAAAAAGAACUAAAUGAUUUAGUAGAAUAUUUUAAAGCGAGGAAAAAUAGAAACUACAUUUUUUUUGGCCAGUCUUUAGGAUGUUCACUUGCUAUUUAUUUGAAUAAUCUGAUACCAGGUAAAUGUAUACUAGAGAAUCCUUUUGUUGAUUAUAAAAGUACAGUAAAAAAAUUACCUAUUUGGAAGUGGUUUACAUUUCUUAUUGUAGACAAAUGGAAAAACAAUACUUUUGGUUUAGAUUCUGUUUUGUUUUUGCUAUCUACAGACGAUAAACUUGUUGAGAAUGCCAAUGGAGAACAAUUAGCACUUAACUGUAAAAAUGGAAUUAUUAGAUAUUUACAUGGAAAUACACAUUUUAAUAGUGCUUGUAACAAUAAUUAUUAUAAAUUUAUCAAAGAUUUUAUUUAG